ACGGCUUAAGUUACGUUCUAUGAGACAAGUCCUUGCGAGAAAACAAACAGGCAUUGGCGACCAGUUGUGAGUAGACACCACGGCGUGCAGCACGCUGCUCAAACCUAGUGCUAAAAGUACAUUUACUCGGCAACAUGUGCUCGGACCUGAUAAAAAGUGAAAUUUGUUUACAAACAUCGCAGAGAUAAGACAAACUGAUUCUCAAAUCUUUGCUUGGAAUUUAUUAUCAUGAUGUUAAUUGUUUGUCCACAGAUUAGUGCCACGUGUUUACAUUGACAACACUCAUCGAAUCACAGAAAGAUACAUUGAAUGAGGAUGAUCGCUCUGAAACGUUAUCUGUUGCUUGUGACGUUAAAAAUAUUAAUAUUGUGCACAGGUGUAUUGCCACUUCAAUGCUACCAGUGCUACAUCAAUCCACCUCCAGGCCAGUACUACAACACGACUAAGAAUCUCUGCGUACACUUCGACUACUCUGAAAAGUUCAUCGUAGACUGCCCAUACUCUACAAUGUGCAUGAAGCAAGACUUUAGCUUGAAAAUAUUAGGAGGAGUAACCAUUGAAGGCGUUCUUCGAGAUUGCGCGUCACAGAAGAAUGAAUACCACGACUUCCAAAAUGGAAAAUGGUUUCCUAAAAUGGAAGUUUUAGAACCAUAUGAAGAGGGUUGUCAGGAGGUUGACGAUAAAGCUUCAAAUGGCGUGCAAUGCUACAAGUGUAACCCUGAGGCGGUGCCGUACGACACGCGGCCGACAUGCCAGCACUUCGACGGAUCAAGCAGAUUCUUAGUGGACUGUGAUACUUCCACCAUGUGUUACAAACGAAUCACUACUCUUACUUUAGCAAAUGGGUUAACUACAAGAAACGAGGAACGUGGAUGCGCCCAGCAGACGCUCAGCGGAGAUCAAAAGAAAAUCAACGGCAAAUGGGUACCAGUGAAGGACAUUUACGAAGUGUAUACGGAAUCCUGCCAAGAGACCCAAAACGACUACCAGCGGGCUACCAAAACAAUCGAUUGUUACUGCCGAGGCGACAUGUGCAACGGUGCUAUGAAAAGAAAUUUGCAAUUCUUCACACUGAUUUCCACUGUCGCCAUCUACGUACUAGUCAGAUAAAUUAUACAAGUAAAAGUCAAGGGAAACUGUCAUAACUUCUGCCAAAUUUUAAUAUAAAAUACGCCGUGUAGUAGGAAGGCCUGACACAAGGAUGCAGUAUUCAAUAAAGCUUACAGGAGCACGUAUUUGUAAGUGAGCAACC
Messenger RNA from Diatraea saccharalis (sugarcane borer), 1252 nucleotides. NCBI's taxonomy places the organism in Eukaryota, Metazoa, Arthropoda, Insecta, Lepidoptera, Crambidae. The record is from the annotation of a GenBank genome assembly.